Molecule: messenger RNA, 327 nt
Organism: Lactuca saligna
Lineage: Eukaryota; Viridiplantae; Streptophyta; Magnoliopsida; Asterales; Asteraceae
Source: the annotation of a GenBank genome assembly
AUGGCUAUCCAAAGGGCAUCUUUUAUCGGACAUGAAUCUUUGGCCAACAAUUUCGACUUAAAGAAGCUUAGAGAUUUGAGUUUUCUGUUAAUGCAAGUCCCAAAACAACAGUUGAAGGAAUCUGUUGAUGGAUGUGUGGAGAGAUUGAAUGUAGCAAGACAAGAAAUUAGUGAAGAAUUUAGAGAAAUGGGUGCAGAAGAGUUGAUGGGUUUCAUUGGUUCAGAUAGAAAGAAAAAGAUAUCUGAGUUGUUUGGUGAUGAUUUUCUUACAGGGAACAAGAAGAAGAAGACGAAAAGAGUUGGGCCUGUAAGAACUUCAUUACAAUGA